AAAGAUAACUCUUGUCAGUUAGUAGUAGAAGCAAAUACUUCGUGAAGUGAUCAUGCAGUAAUUUAAAAUGGGUAGUGGUAGUUCAAAAAAAGGACGUGAAGUGAGUGUUAACGACGAGUUAUCACAAAAUAACAAUAACAAUGCAGUUAAUAAGACAGACAAUAAUGAUAAUAACAAAAUUUUAGAUUUAAGUAAACUAGACUUACAGCAUAUUGAAAGGAUUCGAAAGGAUUUUCGUGAGACACCCGAAUUAUUUUUGUUGAACAACGUACUUAUGUGUGUUAUGUUCUUUAAGGAUUACAAAAAAUUUUCAGAAGAACAGAUCAAACACAAGUUAGUGAAACAAGAAGAAUGCCUAACACCCGAUAUUAUUUUCGAGGAAGUUAAUCAAAAUAUCAGAUACCGUCCUCAUCAUGGAACAAAGAAGCACCAAUCUGAACCGCUGGUGCCUAAACGACUAUAUGUACUUAGUGAUGAAGUUAAAGUACUUGGAACUAUAGAAGAUGAUACGAAUAUAGAGGAUGAAGAGAGAACUGUUGUGAGAAUUGAAGAAUCUCGAAGAAAAGGAUACAUAAGACUUAAAGAAAUAGUUAACCGGCCUAGCUCCAGUGGUUCACCUGUACUCACCUUAGAUGAAAACUCAGAACCAAAUUCCAGAAGUUCUAACGACUCUUCUGAUACUGCUUAUACUAAUUUUACAGACUUACGAACUCCAACACCCAUGGAAAUAUUAAAUGGUUUGAAGAAAAAAUCAACACAAUGUGAUGGUUUACCAAAAACUUGUAUAUCAUAUAGGAAAGUUAAAAAGAUUUCAUGGGACGCGGAUGAAUUAAGAGGUGAAAAAAUUUCCGAGGAUGAUUUGUACGAUACAGUUUCUUAUAUAAAUUCGAAGAGUUUUAGAAAGUACUCACAAAACGGUACAUUGUUAAGUGAAGCGGCUUCAUAUUUGAAUAUACAAGAAGAAGAUAUUCAAGAAACUCAAAUAAUACAAGAAAAAGUUGUGUUCGACACCGUUAAAAGUGAAAAGAGAAUACCAUAUGAAAUUAUACCUGCUAUACAGGCCAAAUGGCCCCUAGAGCAAACUUUAGAUUUCGCAACUAAAGCAGAAAGAUCUUCUGAAAGUAGAAAGGUAUGUAUAUUUCCUACACCAAGUAUGAUAGAAGAAAUAACAACUUUAGAUUGUGUCUUGUUACCUAAAGGUUAUUCAUAUAAAAGAGGUGAAUAUAAUGACUCUGAUAUAGAAUGGGAACUGUGUUUUCCCCAAGCACAAAGAUAUUUGGAAAGUUUUAUGAGCCAUGCUCAGAUGAAAAGCUUGAUCAUUCUUUUGACACUUCACAAAACUUUCAUAGAACCUCAAACUGCGCAUUUAGGUCUAACUGCCGAUCAUAUAAGAAACUUUAUCUUUUUGGAAUGUGAGUCCCAUUAUAGUGACUGGGCAGAACAUAGGUUAGGUAUUAAAUUGUUAAAAGUGAUAAAACGUCUUUAUACGCAUCUUUCACAAGCUAAACCAUGUAUUCCAGACUUUUUUGUUACUAAUAAAAAUACUUUAAGUGAAAUACCUAUUAGAAAAAUAAGAAGAGCUCUAAUGGCCUUGGAUGAAAUUUUACAAUCUCCCUUGAUGUACUUCAUAAAAGCCUUACGAAAUCUUAGAUAUACAGACGGUAAAAAUUUCUUUCCUCCUUUAAAUUUUAAAAAACUGCACGAACUUCUAAAUAAAUCUGGGUUGGAGUUCUCCAAUCCACAGCUUGCAACAAGACUUCGCAAGAAACCACGUUUCACUGAUGCAGAUAUGUUGGUAAGUCACUUACGAGAUGCCAAAAAGCGCCAGAAAAUCUUAAGAGAGAGGCAAGAAGAACAAGAAAGACAAGAAAGGGAAAAGAAUGGCAAAGAUGAUCAAUCUAGAAAAGGAUCUGUAGAUUCAAUAAACAUGGAAUGGGUAUGUGAGAAACAAUUCAAUCUCCACAAGAAACGUGCUCUCUUAAAAUUCUUCAUUGAUACAUUCAUCGAAAUCGCCGAGAAAAGUCUCACAAUUUCGUCAAAGAAAACUACUUUAUUCUACAUAAAACAAGCUUAUUACUUGACCAAACUUCUCCAGGAAGAGUGUGCAGCAUUUGCAGUUGAUGUGUACGAAUAUAAUGAAAAAAUUUACGAAUUAGAAGCAAAAUGUAACCUGGUAGAAAAAGAGCAAACGUUUGAUGAAAUCAAGGUCGAAUUCGUAAAGAAUCCGAAGAAAUUAAACGCGAAUGUUAAACAUGACAAGGGAAAUAGUGUAGAGAAUGGUAGUAUUCCCCCGAGGAAAAGUGUUACUUUUGUUGAAGUGCACAGUUCGACAUAAUACUAGUAUUAAAUGUGAUUAUAUGUUUUAAGUUAUUGAUUAUAUGUUAAUAAGUUAUUAUUUAUAUGAGUUUGAAUAUAUUAAUAUAAAUGACAA
Molecule: messenger RNA, 2431 nt
Organism: Diabrotica balteata
Lineage: Eukaryota; Metazoa; Arthropoda; Insecta; Coleoptera; Chrysomelidae
Source: the annotation of a GenBank genome assembly